Molecule: messenger RNA, 3063 nt
Organism: Penicillium verhagenii
Lineage: Eukaryota; Fungi; Ascomycota; Eurotiomycetes; Eurotiales; Aspergillaceae
Gene: spt16
Product: chromatin-remodeling protein SPT16
Exons: 7
Coding region: 1-3063 (1020 amino acids)
Biological process (GO): transcription elongation by RNA polymerase II; positive regulation of transcription elongation by RNA polymerase II
Cellular component (GO): FACT complex
Molecular function (GO): nucleosome binding
Source: RefSeq, a predicted model, not a curated record
AUGGCGGAGAAGAUUGCGAUUGACAAAACCAUCUUCUUCAAUCAUUUGUCCAAUCUGUAUGCAUCAUGGAAAGCCGACAAGCGUUCCGGUAAUGCUCUGUUCGGGGGAGCAGGCGCCAUCGUCAUCCUCAUGGGCAAGACCAGAACCGACGAAAGUUCUUUUCAGAAAAAUAACGCGAUGCACUUCUGGCUUCUCGGUUACGAGUUUCCGGCCACCCUCCUAGUUCUGACUACUGAAGCGAUUUACGCAGUCACCACCGCCAAGAAAGCGGAGCUUCUUGAGCCAUUGAAAGGUGGAAAGAUUCCAGUGGAAAUUUUGGUGACCACAAAGGAUCCUGAGUCCAAAACGAAGGCGUUCGAGAAAUGCUUGGAGGUUAUAAAAGGUGCCGGGAAGAAAGUUGGCACCCUACCAAAAGAUACAACGUCCGGUCCCUUCGCAGAUGAUUGGAAGCGCGCUUUCGCAGAAAUUUCCAAAGAUAUUGAGGAAGUUGAUAUCACGCCAGCGCUCUCAACAGCAUUUUCGAUCAAGGAUCCUGAGGAACUGGUUUCUAUUCGAAAUGCCUCUAGGGCAUGUAGCGGAUUGAUGUCGGAAUAUUUCGUGGAUGAGAUGUCUCAACUUCUGGAUGAAGAAAAGCAGAUGACACACAAAGCUCUUGCUGGCAAGGUGGAGGCGAAGAUUGAUGAUGCAAAAUUUUUCAAUAAGCUUGCUCGCCUUCCGUCGGAAUUUGACGCUGAACAGAUUGAUUGGGCUUAUGGUCCAGUAGUUCAGAGCGGCGGGGUUUACGACUUGAAGCUGACUGCGACCCCUGACAGCAAAAAUCUUCAGCCGGGAAUCAUCAUUUCAAGCUUUGGUAUUCGCUACAAGACAUACAACUCCAUCAUCGGACGUACCUACUUGGUGGACCCCAGCAAGUCCCAAGAAGCAAACUACGCUUUUUUGGUGACCCUACACGAUACGGUGAUGAAAGAGAUCCGGGAUGGUGUCGUCGCCAAGGAUUUGUACAACAAGGCCCUGAACCUAGUGAAAUCGAAGAAGCCAGAGCUCGAGGACCACUUGACCAAGAACAUUGGCUCGGGAAUCGGCAUCGAGAUCAGGGAUACCAAUAUGGUCCUCAAUGCGAAAAACACUCGAGUCUUAAAGAACGGCAUGACGCUGGCAAUCACCAUUGGCUUUACCGAUGUGAAGGAUUCUAGCUCAAAGGGAAAGGACGUCUACUCCAUGGUCAUUACCGACACUGUGCGCGUUGGAGAGAAUGGGCCCCAUAUCUUUACCAAGGAUGCCGGAAUUGAUAUGGACUCGGUCUCCUUUUACUUUGGGGAUGACGAAGAGCCGGAAAAACCGGUCAAGGAAAAGAAGGAAUCGAAGUCUAGCGCAACUGCUAGCAGAAAUGUGACACGCACCAAGCUUCGAGCGGAGCGGCCAACUCAAAACAACGAAGGCGCCGAGGCACGCCGCCGGGAACAUCAAAAGGAAUUGGCGACGAAGAAGACCAAAGAAGGUUUGGAUCGGUUUACUGGGACAACUGGAGACGACAAUGGUGUGGCUCAGAAGAAGUUCAAGCGUUUCGAAUCUUACAAGCGAGACAAUCAGCUUCCCGUCAAAGUCAAGGAUCUUACAGUCUAUGUCGACCACAAAGCAUUGACUGUCAUCGUGCCAAUUAUGGGUAGACCCGUGCCAUUCCACAUCAAUACCAUCAAAAAUGCCAGCAAGAGUGACGAGGGAGAAUACGCGUAUUUGCGGAUUAAUUUCCUGUCUCCCGGCCAGGGUGUUGGUAGAAAGGACGACCAGCCAUUCGAAGAUCCAAACGCUCACUUUGUUCGCAACUUGACCCUUCGCUCUAAGAGUAAUGAUCGAUUGGCACAGGUUGCGCAGGAUAUUACUGAGCUUCGAAAGAAUGCUUUGAGACGAGAGCAGGAAAAGAAGGAGAUGGAAGACGUGGUCGAGCAAGACAAACUCGUGGAAAUCAGAAAUCGUCGCCCUGUGAAAUUGCCAGACGUCUACCUUCGCCCCCCGCUGGAUGGAAAACGUGUGCCUGGUGAAGUGGAAAUCCACCAAAACGGUCUCCGGUAUCUAUCACCAUUCCGCAAUGAGCAUGUCGACGUGCUAUUUAGCAAUGUUAAACAUCUGUUUUUCCAACCGUGUGCCCAUGAGAUGAUUGUCCUCAUCCACGUGCACUUAAAAACUCCGAUCAUGAUCGGAAAGAGAAAGACUCGGGAUGUACAGUUCUACCGCGAGGCGACAGAGAUGCAGUUUGACGAAACUGGAAAUCGCCGGCGUAAGCACCGAUAUGGAGACGAGGAAGAGUUCGAAGCCGAACAGGAAGAAAGACGUCGGAGGGCUGCGCUUGACCGUGAAUUCAAGGCCUUUGCUGAGAAGAUUGCGGAUGCCGGCAAGGAUGAGGGUGUGGACGUUGAUAUUCCCUUCCGGGAAAUCGGUUUUACAGGUGUCCCUAACCGCUCGAAUGUACUGAUCCAGCCGACUACGGAUGCACUCGUCCAACUCACCGAGCCGCCUUUCAUGGCGAUCACACUCAACGAAAUCGAGAUUGCGCAUUUGGAAAGAGUUCAGUUCGGCCUCAAAAACUUCGAUCUUGUUUUCGUGUAUAAGGACUUCCAUCGACCCCCAGUGCAUGUUAACACGAUCCCGGUUGAAGCACUAGAAGGUGUCAAGGACUGGCUUGACUCGGUUGAUAUUGCGUUUACUGAGGGUCCAUUGAACCUGAACUGGACCACAAUCAUGAAAACAGUUGUCAGCGAUCCAUACGGCUUCUUUGCAGACGGCGGGUGGUCUUUCUUGGCUGCUGAAUCCGACUCUGAAGGUGGCUCAGAUGACGAAGCAGAGUCAGCCUUCGAAUUGUCUGACUCUGAGCUGGCUGCCGCCGAUGAGAGCUCGGAAGAAGACAGUGACUUUGACGAUGACGCUAGUGCUGAUGCCAGUGAGGAGGAUUUCAGUGGUGAUGAGGAGAGUGGUGAGGACUGGGAUGAACUGGAAAAGAAAGCCAAACGUCACGACAAGGAAGCCAUGGCGGAAGACGAUGAUCGUGGUACUAAGCGCAAGCGCUAA